GACAUGCAUUGUUUGGGGGGCUGGAGCACUCGGCGCCCUCCCUUUUGAGUGACAGACAUUUGAUGCAACCGUAUUUUGCUUAGUAUGCGAGUCUCCGUGAUUGAGGUCGAACGACCCAAUGAGAAACGGCUGCAUGACUUUUUAACGAACGUAGCCAUUUUACGGCCCAAUCCUAGUUUAGAAACAAGGCGGGACUUAGCGUUACCAAGGCAAGUCUGAGUGAAGUAUAAAGGGAAUAACAUGGUGUCCCAGUGGCUGUUUAUGUUUACUUAGUUUAAAGAACAGAUUUGAAAGGGCGUUUUGCAGCACAGUACGGAUUUUUCUUGGUCGUUUAACAGCUUUUGUACUUUAGGUUUUAUGUUAAGAUUUACAAGGCCAUAGUGGCAUGUAAAUCUCCUAUUUCACUAAUGUGCCAGUCUUACAAAUGGAAAGGGGGCUUCACUUUGGAAACGUGAGCAUUUCCCUGGUGCUCCUGCUGUUGCUCAAAGCUCUCAUCGGAUUCGGGACUUCGCAAGCUCAGGGCUCCGCCAUCGGCAGGGACCCACAGUCCGCCACCCGGGCAGCGGCUGCGACCUCGGUGGAAGAUGGUUCAAGAGUCAUGGAGCGGGGCUUGGACAGCUUAGGCGCCCCGGUCACUGGAGCAGACGUUACGGUGGAGGACGACGAGAACGGGUCGACGGGGGAGGCGGAUGACUUCUAUGGAGAAAGUACCGGAAACGUCCGAGCCGCGAGGUCGCUUGUGAUCAUCAGUACCCUGGAUGGACGGAUCUCUGCUCUGGAUCCACACAACCAGGGCAGGAAGCAGUGGGACCUGGAUGUGGGCUCCGGCUGCCUGGUGUCCUCCAGCCUCAGCAAACCAGAGGUGUUUGGAAACAAGAUGGUCAUCCCUUCGCUGGACGGUGCCUUGUUCCAGUGGAACCGGGACAGGGAGACAAUGGAAGCAGUGCCUUUCAGUGUGGAGUCCUUGCUGGAGUCGUCCUACCGGAUCGGAGAGGACACGGUCCUGGUUGGGGGCAAAUCCCUCACUACCUAUGGCCUGGGGGCUUACAGCGGAAAGCUGCGGUACAUCUGCUCUGCGGUGGGCUGCAGCCGCUGGGGGGAGGAUGAGAUGGAGGCGGAAGACGUGCUCCUGCUGCAGAGGACUCAGAAAACUGUGCGAGCCAUCAGGCCUCGGUCAGGGAUGGAGAAGUGGAACUUCAGUGUUGGGAACUUUGAGCUUAGGCUUCUUCCGGAGUCCCAGUCUGGGAUGAACUUCCUCGAGGGAGACGUGGCAAACGGAGACACCUGGAGGGAGAGUCAGCGGGUCAUCAGCGAGGAACCAACAGAGGCAGAGCACACGGAGAACCAGCAAAACCAGAAUCUGGACCUCGUUAUUAAGGUGUCGGUCCCCGAUUGGAAGGUCAUGGCCUUCAGCACCGAGCAUGAUGGACAGGUGGUCUGGGAGCAUCAGUUCUGCACACCCAUUGCCUCGGCCUGGCUGGUGGGUGGAGGGAAAGUCACACCAAUCAGCCUGUUCGAUGACACCACCUACAGCAACCAGGCAGAAACCGAUGACGAGGAGGAUGAUGGCGACGUGAAGGCCAGAGGUGCUGCUGAGUCCAGCGUGUACUUGGGCAUGUUUCAGGGCCAGCUCUACCUCCAGUCCUCAGUGAGGAUCAGUGAAAAGUUCCCCUCUACAGCCAUUGGAUCACAGAAGGACAUAAUUCCUCUACCUACCGUGAAAUGGAAGCCUCUAAUCCAUUCCCCAUCUCGGACGCCAGCCCUGGUCGGCUCUGAUGAGUUUGACAAGUGUUUGAACAACGACAAGUUCUCGCACGAGGAGUACAGCAACGGAGCCUUAUCCAUCCUUCAGUAUCCAUACGACAACGGCUACUACUUCCCCUAUGGCAAGCGUUAUCGAGGGAAACGCGACAGCGCCGUGAGCCUGAUCAAAGGAAACAAGGCGGGGGCUGACAGCCGCAGGAGGAAGGACCCGGUUCUGCUUCUGCCCUGGUGGAAGGAAAUCCUCGGCACCAUCGUCUUCUGUAUCGCCGCCACCACCUACAUCGUCCGCAAGUUCUUCCACCCCCCCGCCCCUGUGGCCUACGUGAGGCAGCGGAAAGAGUCGGAGACGCAGUGUCAGACGGACAGCAAGUUUGACCUCGAGGUUGUGGAAUCCAAAGAGCCGGUUUCUAUGGAGACUCGUUCCAGCGAAUACGUAUCCAGGUACCUGACUGACUUUGAGCCGGUGCAGUGCCUCGGCCGCGGGGGGUUCGGAGUUGUGUUCGAAGCCCGCAACAAAGUGGACGACUGCAAUUACGCCAUCAAAAGAAUCCGUCUGCCCAACAGAGAACUGGCCCGGGAGAAGGUGAUGCGAGAGGUGAAGGCCCUGGCCAAGCUGGAGCACCCGGGGAUUAUCCGCUACUUCAACGCCUGGCAGGAGAGCCCUCCUGAGGGUUGGCAGGAGGAGCAGGAUCAGAGGUGGCUAAAAGACACCAGUACCACAGACUGGCCUGUGAGCUUUCUCGACCACAUGGAGGCGCUGUCGGUUAAAGUGCCCGUGUCCAGCUCGGUCUCACCCGUCUGUGGGACAGGAGGAGACGUCCUGGAGUCCUCCGUUGACGCACGUGUGCUGCUCUCCAGCAGUACUGUAGGUUUUGGCGUCGAUGACGGAGACCUGUCCUUCCACCCGCUCCUCGGCCACGACAGCCUGAUGUCCGAGCGCGACAGCCAGGCCGACCCCGACGCCUCGGACCCCCCUCACUCCUUUGAGCUAUGCUCCCCUCGCGGCCCCUGCGACUGCACCUCCUCUUCCUUCGACAUUGUGUUCGAGGACUCUGGCUGCGACCGCGAUGCGGACGCGGACACGGAUUCGGUGUCCGGCGCAGCCAGUCCGGCCACGGUGACGGAGAAGAACAGCUCGUCUUCCUCGCACACCAAACUACAGGAGUCUGUCCCAGCCUCCUCAUCCUCUCCGCCCCGUCCGACUUCACUUACCCUGCCUCCAGCCACAUCUCCUCCAACACGGCGGGCACAGCCUUCUCCCAAGGUUUACCUCUACAUCCAGAUGCAGCUCUGUCGAAAGGAGAACCUGAAGGACUGGAUGGCUGAACGCUACCUCCCAGACCACAGGGAGCACAACCAGUGUCUGGAUAUUUUCCUCCAAAUUGCAGAGGCAGUGGAUUUCCUGCACAGCAAGGGGCUCAUGCACAGGGACCUCAAGCCUUCCAACAUCUUCUUCACUAUGGAUGACGUCGUCAAGGUGGGAGACUUUGGCCUGGUGACAGCCAUGGACCAGGAGGAAGACGAUGAGGAGACGAGUGCCCUGACGCCCGCACCACUGCUGACCCGUCACACAGGCCAGGUCGGCACCAAGCUCUACAUGAGCCCAGAGCAGCUGUCUGGAAACUCUUACUCUCACAAAGUGGACAUUUACUCUCUGGGACUGAUCCUGUUUGAGCUGCUGUAUCCUUUCAGGACCCAGAUGGAGAGAGUGAGGACACUGACAGAGGUGAGAAAGCUGCUCUUCCCAGAGGUUUUCUCCAAAAACAACGUUCAGGAGCUGAGCAUGGUGCGCAGCAUGCUGUCGCUGAGCCCCAGCGAGCGUCCUGAAGCAGCCGACAUCACAGGGACCCCCCUCUUCCAGGAGCUGGAGCUGCCUAGCAGACUGGCAGUGAGGCAGCGCUCCCGCACAUACAGCGCCUCCUCUAUGGGACGCCCGUCACGCCAGACAUCGACUACCUGACGACCCCACGACACGAUGUAUAACCUCUGUUCUACGAUCCUCCUUCUGUCGUCCCCCCUGCUGGUCUGCUGCCCAAACGAAACACCACAGCCCCGCUCCGACAUCACACACUGCCUCAGACAGGUUCACUUUAAUGCCAAGUACAAGAAAUGUGCAGGAAUUUAUCCCUGAGACAAAAUCCUGCACAAAUACUGUUGCUUGGCAAAUUCACAUGCCGUUAAAUGUUCGCACGCCAUUAUAUUACUCAUGGUCCCAAUUUUAACCACACUUACACUUCACUUACAAGUGUAAGUGUAUUUUAAAAGUGAAAGCCGUUCUAUAUCAGAUGAUCAGACUUGGCUCAGGAGGUACUUGCAAAUAAUUUUUGGAAGUUAUUCUGAGUGGCUCUAAGUGCCAGAUGGGCAGUGUUGACUGCAGCCUUUCUGCUCUGUGUGAACUAAGCUGCAGUCCUCACAUUGUAGCUACAUGAUUUUAUAAUAAUGUUUAUAUGUAAUGUCUUAAACACCUGGCAUUUCCUCACUUUUACAUGAGCAUCCGAGUACUCUGAGAUGGCUGAGUGUAAAGAAAUACUGAUUUGAAAAAGAUUUGAUCCCUGUCUGGUCACAACAUGCUGCUUGUCCCCAACAUUUAGCCAGUGUUCACUCACCCAUGCUACACCUCAGGUAUCACAACCAAGAGGAGACUCCAAGGGACCUUUGAAGCUUGAUCAUCCCAUCUACUAGUGACCAGUACUAAUCACUGGUACGAGCACUAACUUGGUGUUCUGACACCUGAUAUGCCUGAUUUGGGAGACCAAAAAAGACCAUCUUUUUCCUAUGUCUUUUUUUAAUAAUAUAAGGUGAUGUAUUGCAUAGAGAGGAAUUUAUGAAUCCAGUUGAUAAGAUACAGUUUGCCUUUAGAAAGGGACCUAUGGCCCCCUAUGGAUGAAUGCAGAGCCUUUGGCUCCUGUCUUGCAUGCAUCUGAUAGGGAAAUGAAGGGGUGAGUGUGAGUUUCUUGAAGCCAGUACUUGGACGCAGUUUUUCUGUGUGUAAAUUAAUACAACGAUUCUGAGGUGCUUAAUCACUUUCCAACACCUCCUCUUUGUCCACUGUACAUAAUUUUGCUUAGUUCCUUGAGAAGAUACAUUUGGUCAAUCCUGUAUAUAAUGUAGGGCGCCGUUGCUUGUAAAUGGCUUUUUCAUGAGGCAACUGUAAGAUAUAAUAUAGUUGGGGAGAGGAAACAAAGAGGAGCCGAUCUCUGCCAUUAACAGAUAGCUGAAUGUUACAGUGUGACCUCCAGAGACAGAAUAAUGGUGGUCACCGCCUAUAGCUGGUGGAACUUGUUUUCAGUGUUUGUUUUCACACAUUUGGGGACCACGCGGAGGGGGUUGCGCUGCUUUGAGCACUGGAGGAAAGCCGAAGGACCAGAGUGCCAUUUGAAAGUCAGUUUAAGUGUACUUUUCUCUAACUAUUAACUCACCUCACAUUUUUUGUAGUUGUACAACUGUGCUCCAAACCCCAUCCAGCUGGUUUUCCUGCUGAGGCACCCAGAGCUGAGGUCUGCCACUCUCCCAUAGUGCAGGAAAAAUAGCAUUUAGUCAGAAAGGCGAUACUGUUUUCUCCCCUCUAGAUUGUCUACUGUGAACUGGACCUGAUGGUGGUCAUAUGAUCCACGUAAACUUUGGUUAAUGGACAUAAGAAGUGCUGGGGGAGUCACAUGACAUAAGAAGUGCUGGGGGAGUCACAUGACCUGUGACACAUUCAAACUGCUACACACAUUCAAACUGCUAACUGUAAUGUGCUUUCAAUGAUUGUACUUUUCUAAGAACUUCUUUCUCUUUUUUUAUCAAGUGCAGUUUUUUGAAUACACUGCAGGGUUUUUUGAUUACUGUAAUUUACAGGAAGUCCAACAGAUUUGUUUGUUUGUCCGUCCACUCAUCCCACCAAAGAUGAGUCAUCCUCUCAUAAUAGUUAACUUUACAAACUGUACUCCCACCACCAUAGCGGUGGAAAAUGACAGAUUUUGACAUAUGUGACAUAUCCUCUAAUUACAGAGGAAUAAUGUGAAACUUCAUGCUGCAAAAUCUUCUCAAAAUUUGCUUUGGUAAAGGUACAGCAUGUAGUACUGUUACUAAAGUCCUUUGCUGUCUGAAUAAAGGACCGGACGAAAAGUUUAUAACACUAAAGUUUGAUAUUUCAAAGGAAUCUUCACGAUCUGGGGUAAAUCUUCCUUUGCAGAAAAUAAACUGAAAAGACGUGGAGACUUUUUCAUAAUUCUUGUUGUUUCCUUAGUGAAUUUAAGACUUGUAUGUGACUGAUUUACAACAGAAAGAAGGACAUUUUCAGCUUAAUUCACCUAACAUAGAAACUAGCUUAUCAUCCAAUACCUUUAAACUGAAAACAGCAUUAUAAACAAUAGUGUUUUUUCAGAGGUUCUAGAGUUUAUUUUUUUUUUCUUUUUACUUAAACGAAGAACAUUUGUUUGUAGAGUAUGCUUUGUGGUUAACCUUCCACGCCUGCUGUUCAGGUAGUUUUUCUUUAAAGACUUAAAUUCAGAAAUCCUUCUCCUCUCCUCAUCUCUAAGGCCUGUGUCUGGACGUGUAGUUGCAGAAACUCCACUGUGUCCAUGUUGAAUUGUAAAUAUGUUUAUUUGCUGUAUUUAUGUUCUAAUGCCGCGAUCAAUCCUUUUUUGGGUUGGUGUUAUUACGAAUGCGCUUCAUGUACUGAGCGCUUCGGAAAUGAUGACUUCUUACAAGUCUAAAUUGAAUAAACUGUUCUAUACCGUU
Molecule: messenger RNA, 6489 nt
Organism: Betta splendens (Siamese fighting fish)
Lineage: Eukaryota; Metazoa; Chordata; Actinopteri; Anabantiformes; Osphronemidae
Gene: eif2ak3
Product: eukaryotic translation initiation factor 2-alpha kinase 3
Exons: 18
Coding region: 425-3724 (1099 amino acids)
Biological process (GO): protein phosphorylation
Molecular function (GO): protein kinase activity; ATP binding; protein binding
Source: RefSeq, a predicted model, not a curated record